Hyla sarda is the source of this 1525-nucleotide messenger RNA. Its product is annotated as integumentary mucin B.1-like. NCBI's taxonomy places the organism in Eukaryota, Metazoa, Chordata, Amphibia, Anura, Hylidae. The transcript is spliced from 24 exons. The record is from RefSeq and is a predicted model, not a curated record. The coding region runs from base 1 to 1158 and encodes 385 amino acids. Gene Ontology annotation, molecular function: protein binding.
AUGGGGGAAGGGCACUGGGCAGGAGUGAAGAUGGGUUGUGGGGGCUUCUACUACCCAGAAAUACCUGAAGGCUAUAUCCCAGGUAUUCCAGAAGACUAUAUCCCAGGUAUUCCAGAAGUCUACUACCCAGAAAUACCAGAAGGCUAUAUCCCAGGUAUUCCAGAAGUCUACUACCCAGAAAUACCAGAAGGCUAUAUCCCAGGUAUUCCAGAAGUCUACUACCCAGAAAUACCAGAAGGCUAUAUCCCAGGUAUUCCAGAAGUCUACUACCCAGAAAUACCAGAAGGCUAUAUCCCAGGUAUUCCAGAAGUCUACUACCCAGAAAUACCAGAAGGCUAUAUCCCAGGUAUUCCAGAAGGUUACCAAGUGAUAGUACCAGAUGCUGGACCAGUAUUUCCACAUCUUCCCACAUUUGACUUCCAAAAAUAUCUUACUCAAACUGUACAUGACUGCUGUGGACCUUCAGGGGAAAUUCUUAAUGAUGGAGAUACCUGGGAAUUUGGCUGUAAUGUCUGCACUUGUAAUGGAAUUACUGGAAUAAUGGACUGUGAGCCUCGUGAUUGUGACCAAGAAGUAGUCUGUGGUGAAAAUGAAAGAAAGGUUUUCACAGAUCUAACAAAACAAUCUAAAGACUCUUGUUGUGGACAUUGUGAACCACUAACAUGUAAACAUAAUGGUACUGAUUAUAAGAUAAAUGAAACAUUCAUAGAUCCAGAAAAUCCAUGUGUUGUUUACACUUGUGAAGUCACAGGCUUGUCAGUAUGGGUUGACACAUGUCCAAAACAGAAGUACUGUACAAAGGAUAGACGAACAUAUGAUGAAAAUGGAUGCUGCUAUACUUGUGACAACUCAUGUAAGCCAUCGCCAACAACAAUAGAGUUAACUAUAACUUACACAGACUUUGAUGAUAACUAUGAAGGAUCAUGUUCAUCAUUUGUUACAAUGGCAAAAUGCAGUGGAGAAUGUGAAGAAGCUAAAUCAAGAUAUGACACAGAUAUGCACAAAGUAGUAAGUGAUUGUUACUGCUGCAAAGACGUAGCAUCUGAAGAAAGGACGAUUGAUAUGAUGUGUGAAGAUGGCAGCAUUAGGCCAUAUACCUACAGCCAUAUAACAGCUUGCAGUUGCAAUGCUUGUACUGAUACAUUUACUUACCGCUGAUCAAACGAAAAAAAAAAAUUAAAUACAUUUAUCAAUGGUUCUUUUAGAAAUGUUAACAUUGAGCUUUAAAGAUACUCACUAUACUACUAUACUACUGUAGUGCAUUGUUGUCUCCUUAAUAUGACAUAUACUUUAUUUUCAUUUUGCUUUAGUAAUAAAACAUAUUCACUCUUCCCUUUUGUAUGGGUUUUUAAUCGGUCUCAAAACAUAAAUGGGUUAUCCUUCAUAAGGUAAUUUUAGUAUGUAUCUGCUGCACAGUAAUGGACAUGCUUAGGAAGGAUCUCUGCUUGUCUUGGUGCAAAUGGCUAUGCUGUGAGAUUACCAUAAUGCUGUGGCUAUCUUUUUGUGAACUGGGUAUUUCCUGUUG